This is a messenger RNA of Paramormyrops kingsleyae, 1944 nucleotides long. It is a transcript of the gene hoga1, whose product is annotated as 4-hydroxy-2-oxoglutarate aldolase 1. Gene Ontology annotation, molecular function: (R,S)-4-hydroxy-2-oxoglutarate aldolase activity; 4-hydroxy-tetrahydrodipicolinate synthase activity. Gene Ontology annotation, biological process: glyoxylate catabolic process. Lineage: Eukaryota; Metazoa; Chordata; Actinopteri; Osteoglossiformes; Mormyridae. The record is from RefSeq and is a predicted model, not a curated record. Gene Ontology annotation, cellular component: mitochondrion.
GCAGUUUAAGGACUUUGCAUACAUUACGCAUGCGCCGAUCAGACAGUAAAGUAGUAAGGUUUGCACUUGUAAUGUAGUGCGAUAGUUAGUGCUGAUCAGCUGUAGCUAACAUAUAUAAUUCCUAGUCCUGGUGUUACCUCGCUUUAGCGUGAUUCUGCGUUAAGCAUUAAAUGCCACGUGCUUUAUGUGUUACCCGGCUACAAGAGAUAUGAGGUUUAUUAGUAUACUACCGAUUUGUAUACAAACAUUUUUUAAAUUAUUUAUUUAACACAGAUUUGGCACUUAUCUAUUUUUAAAAAUAGUAUUGCGUAUUACGAAAAAGUUGUGUGUGAACAUCGUCGAGUCCUUGGCAAUAUUUAGAUAGGGCUGUUGCACAUUAACAGAGAAGUUUUCCCUUUGUGAGUGUUACAGCCUGAGCUACAGAUUGUACGGUCCAUUGGUGAGUCCGUCAUUAAAACAAAAGACAAGUCGUUGGAGAAAAUGCUAGCCAUUAGUUCUUUCGGUCCUAGGAACAGAAAUAUUGUCAGGUUAUGGAAGCGAACCGUGGCGUGCAGCUCCGCACCGGAACGGGGCGUUGGAGGGAUUUACCCGCCUAUCGCCACACCGUUCACCCCCACGGAGGAGGUCGACUAUGAAAAACUGGAAGAAAAUGUGCAGAAAUAUGCAAAAAUACCUUUCAGAGGCCUGGUGGUGCAGGGCUCCAAUGGUGAAUUCCCGUACCUGACGGUGGAGGAGCGGGUGGAGGUGGUGCGGCAUGUGAGGCGUGCGCUGCCCAAGGACAAGCUGGUGAUGGCCGGCUCCGGGUGCGAAUCCACCCAGGCCACGGUCCGCAUGAGCGAGAGCAUGGCCCAGGCCGGGGCUGACGCCGUGCUCGUGGUCACGCCGUGCUUCUACCGCGGCAGGAUGGACAGCCGUGCGCUGAUUCGCCAUUACACACAGGUGGCCGACUCCAGUCCAGUUCCCGUGGUUCUGUACAGCGUCCCAGCCAACACCGGUCUGGAGCUUCCGGUGGAAGCUGUGGUCGCGCUGUCCCAGCAUCCCAACAUCGUCGGGCUCAAGGACAGCGGGGGAGACAUCACCAGGAUGGCCCUGAUCGCCCAUAAGACGCGAGGCAGCGGUCUCCAGCUUCUGGCUGGUUCUGCGGGCUUCCUGCUGGCCGCCUAUGCAGUGGGAGCAGUCGGCGGAGUCUGCGCUCUCGCCAACGUCCUGGGCCCGCAGCUGUGUCAGCUGGAGCAGCUCUGCCUGUCCGGCAGCUGGGAGGAGGCCAGAGAGCUGCAGGGUCGACUCAUCGAGCCCAACGCGGCGGUGACCAGGAAGUUCGGGGUGGCAGCCCUGAAGCAGGCGAUGGGCUGGUUCGGUUACCAUGGCGGCGAGUGCCGCUCCCCGCUGCGUCCGCUGUCGGAGGCCGAGGCCAAACUGCUGCGGAAGGAUUUCACCUCCAGCGGGUGGCUGUGAGCGGAGGGGGUGGCAUUUAAACAGCUGCAUGUAGCUGAGGUUUGUUUCUUAGGCGGGGAGCCGCGGGAGGCCGGUCUCCUGCUUCCUCAGGACUAUUUUUUAAUUACCAUGUAUUUAUCUCCUUUAUAAUUACAGUAUUUUCAUAAUUCAAAGCCUCAUAUCUAAAAGGCCCCAAGCUUCGAAAUUACUUCCAAAAAUGUUAAAAAAUUAAUGUUUUAAAUUAACUGCUUGACUAAGAAUACAAGAAUAGAAAUGUUUCUGCAUUAUAGUUGUGGAUUAAGGUCAGCAUAAACUGUGAAUGUAGCAAAAUAAUAAAAAUGUAUACAUAAAAUGUUUUUUUUUUUUUAAUUGGCUGCCUGUCGUGGCAAGAUACUUGGUAAAGCCACUCCUCCACCACAGGAGGGCACUGUGACUCACCAGAACAGUGGGGUAAUCAGUUAACAUCAGGGACGUCCCCGGAGACCUCAAUAAAGGAGAUUUAAAACCUGA